Penicillium cataractarum is the source of this 618-nucleotide messenger RNA. RefSeq names its product glycoside hydrolase family 11 protein. Gene Ontology annotation, molecular function: hydrolase activity, hydrolyzing O-glycosyl compounds. The transcript has 3 exons. The coding region runs from base 1 to 618 and encodes 205 amino acids. The record is from RefSeq and is a predicted model, not a curated record. Gene Ontology annotation, biological process: xylan catabolic process. NCBI's taxonomy places the organism in Eukaryota, Fungi, Ascomycota, Eurotiomycetes, Eurotiales, Aspergillaceae.
AUGAAGAUCACUGUAGCUUUCGCAGGCCUUUUGGCCACGUCGCUUGCCGCCCCUUCUACCGGACCUGUUCUGGUAUCACGAAGUGCUGGAAUUAACUACGUUCAGAACUAUAACGGUAACCUUGGUGACUUUACCUACGACGAGAGUGCUGGAACAUAUUCUAUGUACUGGGAGGAUGGUGUAAGCUCUGAUUUCGUCGUUGGUUUAGGCUGGACCACUGGUUCCUCCAACUCCAUCACCUACUCUGCUGAUUACAGCGCCGCUGGCUCUGGCUCCUACCUCUCUGUGUACGGCUGGGUCAACUCUCCUCAGGCUGAAUACUACAUCGUCGAGGAUUACGGCGAUUACAACCCUUGUAGCUCAAGCUCAGCCACAAGCCUUGGUACCGUGUCCUCUGAUGGGGGCACCUACCAAGUCUGCACCGACACUCAGACCAACCAGCCAUCAAUCACGGGAACGAGCACGUUCACGCAGUUCUUCUCCGUUCGAGAGAGCACACGCACAUCUGGAACAGUAACUGUUGCCAACCAUUUCAGCUUCUGGGCGGAGCAUGGGUUCGGCAACAGCGACUUUAACUAUCAAGUCGUGGCAGUGGAGGCAUGGAACAAUUAUCUAUAG